AUGGCCAGCAGGUCUCAAAUGGCGAAGAAGAAAAGUAAGGCGCAGCAGCAAACUGGAUCGCCAGCAAUCUUCGAUCGCAGACAUUCGAUCAGUGCAGCCGGAGUACCCUCUCCUAAAUCCCUCCCAGGCACCUUUGGGACAGGGGCGAGGGUGGGCGGGAAGAACGCGACGGACAGGCAGUCUGGCAAAGAUUUGUCAAAUCACAACAAGUACUGCCACUUCUGUCAACAUGUCAAGGUUCGAUCAAGCAGCAUGCUUGCCUGCGGGAACUACGAGUGUAGCCGCAGAUACUGCGAGCAAUGCCUGUUGAUCCACCUCAACGAGAACGCAACCGAGCAGCCGAGCGAGGGUUGGUCGAUCGUUGCUGGCAAGUUGCGUUGGUUCUGCCCGAUCUGCCGGAACAAGUGCUGCUGCGCCAAGUCAGAAUGCUUCUCCAAUCAUCGCCAUUGCAAGGCUUUCCGCUACCGCCUCUGCCGCGCACAGAAGGCGCAGAAGCGCCUGUCCUCUCAGGGCGGCCCCUCGCGCAAAGCAAGGGCUGCCGACGGGAAACACAAGAUGCCCUUUGCUGUGAGCGUGGAGAGGUUGGGGACGGCGUCGAGCACUGAGAGGGAGGAAGAAGUGCGAGAAGAAUUGUGUGCAGCGAAUCCGUUCUUUGGACAGGAGCACGAGGAACCGUUGGACGAGGCCCUGGACUUCACCAGCAGCCUGUGCGGGGAUGGGAUGGCGAGGCCGAGCGAUACCCUGGAUGAGGGAAGUGAACUUAGGUUGUGGCAGGCGGGAGAAAUGAAGGAGGAGACUUGUCAAUCAGACAUCCUUAGCCUGGAGCAUGUGCUGCCAGGGGCGCUGGAGGGAACCGAGGCUGACGAGGACUUCGAGGAGGCAAGGUGGCUCAAGAGCACGUUGGAGGGGCUGGGAAGCUCGCCGUCCUGUUUCUUGGAGGAUGAGGGACUGAAGGAGGAGGCGGUGGAGGAGCCGGGGAUGAAGGAGCUGGGAAGUAGCUUCCUCGAGAGGUUCCAGAGCGAGCUGAAGCCUCGCAGAGGGUGUACGGUGAUCUACGAUUAUGUGUGA
Molecule: messenger RNA, 1068 nt
Organism: Guillardia theta CCMP2712
Lineage: Eukaryota; Cryptophyceae; Pyrenomonadales; Geminigeraceae
Exons: 5
Coding region: 1-1068 (355 amino acids)
Source: RefSeq, a predicted model, not a curated record